AGACAAGAAAAUCGUAAACAACGUGACAUAACCUCAAACUUACAUUUGACACGAAAUGUUGAAAUUUCGACAAUUAUUCAACACGACUAAAUGUGCGGUGAUUGGGAUGGUCCACGUGGGGGCCCUACCAGGGGCCCCACUUUGCAACAAUUCGGUCGAUUCUUUGGUGUCCAAAGCGUGCAAAGACACUGAGACGUAUCUGAAAUGGGGGCUUGACGGCAUUUUGGUCGAAAAUAUGCACGAUUUGCCGUAUAUCCAAUCCAAACACUUUACUCCUGAAACUGUGGCCACAAUGACUCGGGUUUGUGCCGAAAUUAGGCGAAUAGCCCCCGAGGGUGUCCCUUGUGGGGUUCAGGUCCUGGCGUGUGGGAACAAGGAGGCGUUAGCGGUGGCGAAAGCCACCAAUUUGGAUUUUAUAAGGGCCGAGGGGUUCGUUUUCGGGCAUGUGGCCGAUGAGGGGUACACUGACGCCAACGCGGGGUUAAUUCUGCGAUACCGAAGACACAUUCAAGCCGAGAAUGUGCUCAUUUUCGCCGACAUUAAAAAAAAACACAGUUCUCAUGCAAUCACCAGUGAUGUUUCUUUGGUUGAGACAGCUCAAGCGGCGCAGUUUUUCCUCGCUGAUGGUUUAAUCGUGACGGGGGCUGCGACAGGAAGUCCUGCAAAUGCCUCCGAAUUGGUUCAAGUUAAGAAAUGUUGUUCUUUGCCUGUUUUGGUGGGGUCUGGGGUCACUUGUGAUAAUUUGGAGGAUUAUUUAGGGGCCGAUGGGGUUAUUGUGGGGUCUUAUUUCAAA
Messenger RNA from Tribolium madens (black flour beetle), 793 nucleotides. RefSeq lists its product as uncharacterized. The transcript is spliced from 3 exons. Lineage: Eukaryota; Metazoa; Arthropoda; Insecta; Coleoptera; Tenebrionidae. The record is from RefSeq and is a predicted model, not a curated record. The annotation marks the transcript as partial.